Molecule: messenger RNA, 2181 nt
Organism: Anopheles merus
Lineage: Eukaryota; Metazoa; Arthropoda; Insecta; Diptera; Culicidae
Gene: Gas8
Product: dynein regulatory complex subunit 4
Exons: 4
Coding region: 554-1915 (453 amino acids)
Biological process (GO): cell motility
Cellular component (GO): Golgi apparatus; microtubule; motile cilium
Molecular function (GO): microtubule binding; small GTPase binding
Source: RefSeq, a predicted model, not a curated record
ACCGAUGAACGCGCGCCUCCAUAGCAACCCACAGCACACACACACGGCACGGUUGGUUGCCUCCGAGUCUUGUUUGUGCGAUAUAAACGCAGCAGCAGUAGCAGGACCUUGAAGAGUGCCGGGCGCCGAAUAGAAAGUGAAAAAGCGCCAGUGCCGGUGCCGCGGUUUGCUUUAGUUUCGUUUCGUUUCGCUACUUUCCGGAUACUGGUUCCAUCUUCCGCUGAACGAGCUUUGUGCGAUUGCGAGUGUGUGUUUUUUGUUACCAGUCGGAAGCUAGCACCGGAUAUAGCGUGGCCACUGUAUCUCGCGGCAGCGGAUAUUUGGAUUCUUCCCGAUAGGUUUUACCGUGUUGCCUAACGAGAAGUUAUACGCACAGUCGGUGGCUUCCGGUGUGCGCCGGAUAAGGGGUGUGUUUGUGCCUGUUUGGAUGUUCCAGCACGCAACAGCACGGAAGUCGUCACGGAAGGGAGCGGUGCGCGAACUGGGAUGGUUUAAAUUGUGCCACAAGACGUUGGUGAAGUGUUGGUGAACAACUGGAACAAAAUUGUAAAAGAUGGGUCCUAAAAAAGCAAAAGGAAGUACCGUCAUCGAUGGCGUCGACACUUCGAGCAUGUCCCGGGAGCAGCUGGAGCAGUUUGCGCUCAAGCUCCGCAACGAGAUGGAGCGCGAGCGGGAGGAGCGCAACUUCUUCCAGCUCGAGCGCGACAAACUGCGCACGUACUGGGAAAUUACGCGCAAACAGCUGGAGGAAGCGAAAGCGGUGAUCCGUGGGAAGGAGCGCGAUGUAGAGGUCGCCCAGGAGCUGGCCGAUCAGGACACCAAAAAUGUAAUGCAGGAGAUGAAGCACCUGCAGUACGAGCAUCAGUCCCACAUCGGGGAGCUGCGGGCGGAGAUGAUGACACAGCUGAAGAUGGCACAGGAAGACCACACGCUGCAGGAGCGGGAACUGCUGAACGACAAGCGCGACCUGAAGCGGCUGCUGCGCGAGAAGGAGGAAAACACCGAGCUGGAGAUACAGCAGCUGAAGCUAAAGCACAGCGAGCUGUUGAGCGUUGAGCGGGCCAAGUUUCAGGAGGAGAUGGAAGCAAUGACGAAGCUGUUCGAGCAGCGGCUCGCCAGCUACAAGGAGGAGGCGGAGGUGCGCCACGAGAUGGAGCUGUCGGAGGUGGAGGAGCGCAAGAACGGUCAGAUAGCGGAGCUGAUCAGCACGAACGAGCAAGCGUACCGGGAGAUGAAGAGCUACUACAACGCCAUCACCCAGAACAAUCUCGCGCUGAUCAACAGCAUGAAGGAGGAGAUGGAGGAGAUGCGCCUGCAGUCGGACAAGGAUCUGAAGAGCUUCGGCGAGGUGAUGGCGGAGAACAAGCGGCUAACGGAGCCGCUCAAGAGCUCGCAGGCCGAGCUGGUGGAGCUGCGCAAGAAGCUGCAGUACUACGACCGCGACAAGGCCACCCUGAACCGGGUGAAGACGCGCCUGAACAGUACGCAGAAGCAGCUGGCCAGCCUGAAGCUCGAGCAGGACGUGCUGCAGAUGCGCUGCGAGAAGCUGGUGGAGGAGCGCGAUCAGCUCAAGCGGCUGUUCGAAAAGUCGAUGCUGGAGCUGCAGCAAAAGUCGGGCCUGAAGAACUCGCUGCUGGAGCGCAAGCUGGAGUACAUCGAGAAGCAGACGGAGCAGCGCGAAGCUAUCCUUGGGGAGGUGUUGUCGUUGGCCGGGAUAGAGCCUCAGUCGCUGAGCAUGCGGAUCGAGAAGCUGCUGGUGCAGAAGAACGACAAGAUCCAGGCGCUGCGGUACGAUUUGGCCCGGGUGAGCAAGAUGUACGAUGAUCUGCUGUCGCUGAUUGAGGGCAAGCUGGUGAAGUACGGCAUCACGCUGAAGGACCUGGAGCUGCAAAACCUGCGGCAGGAGAGCAAGUAGGGCGAUUGUGGUUUCUGGGCCUCUUGCUUCCCUCUGGAAGACUAAUCACAGGAGAGACUAAUCCUGGCGUGUGUGAGUGUCGGGUUUCUUUAAACAUUGCACAGGAAAUGUACUCGGCACAUAGAACGAUAAGGGAGUUUAAAGCAUUCAUCCUUGAUGCCUUGCUCUUAACCACUAAUUAAGGCAAAACGACGACACACUCUCUCUCUCUCUCUAUCCCAGGGUGUGGAUGUGGCAUAAAUGCAAAUGAUAAUUAUUACCAGGCG